AUUCUCACACGUGACAACGGGGGGGGCGGCGGAAGUGUCAUUGACAGUCUUGAUUGUUUUGUUCUCAUUCCUAAACCUCAUCGGAUAAACAUAAUCAUAACGGCGUGAAUAACAUGACCACCAUAUCACCAUUUGUGAAUGAUCAGCCGGUACUACAUCGGCGGGAGUUUGAGGAGCUAGAUAGUCGAAGAAGGUGUCAAUCUCAUCAUCCAUCCAACACACCAAGGCAAACAUUCCAGGAUGACCCUAGAGUCAGACCACCUGGACCUAGAUGGCAAGGCCCUCCUGGUGACCCUGGGACUUGGUGGUCACGCCCCUCUGGUGACCCUGGAACCAGGCCCCGCCCCACCGCUGACCCCAGAGCCAGGCUACGCCCCUCCGGUGACCCAAGGCCCAGACCACGCCUAGCCGGUGACCCCAUGGCCAGGUGGCCCCUCAUUGACGAUCCCACGACAAGACCUCAGGUGGAUGACUGCGAGCGGAUGGGGACCCUUUUCGGGCAGCUAAACAAGUGCCUGCGCAGCGCGGGCUUCACCCAGAUGUACUUUGGGGAGAAGGUUGUGGAUCCUGUGAUCAUCAUCUUUUUCUGGGUCCUACUGUGGUUCCUGGGCAUCCAAGCUCUUGGGCUGGUGGGGACUCUGUGCAUUGUCAUCAUCUUCAUCCAGAAGUAACUCGAUCUCCAGCCUGUUUGAUUGGCAGUUGGGAGCUCCUGUGUCUACAAAUAAAAAGGACUUGAACUCUAAAUGAAAGGACUUGAACUCCCUCGCUGUCUGUUCUGUUUGCAUUAAAAAGGCAAUCAGCAGUUACUUCUUACUUUUUUGGACUUGUAUAUUAAUGAUAUGUACCCAUUGAUUCUUGAAGAAUAGUAUGCCUCAUGAGCUUAGUUUAACUGUGGUACCCCAUCAGAACUCAAAAUAUAAGCUUGUUUUACCCUAAUGUUUGUAAACAAACACUGUAUAGCACUGAAAAACCUGGUUAAAACUAUAAUUUGAAUAUCAUGGAUGGUCAGUCCUUGCAUCCCUAGCUCUGUCUUUGAAUUUGAGAAUGGUUAAAUUUCUCCAGCCCCAUAUUGCCACUUUAUGCUGAAACAGAGGUGGGGAGCAUGCUUUAUUUUUCAGCUGCUGAUUGACACUUUAAAGCUUCCUAGACUCAGUGAGCGUUUGUCAAUACUCAUCUUCUUAGUGGCCAACUACACUUUAUCUGGAGUGAACAUUUAGAGUGCUGGCAGGUGAAAUGGAGGCCUCUUAACUACAGAUCUCCUGGUUUCAAGUUUUUAAAACUCAAAAUCAGACCACUUUGCUCACUAGCUGCGCCCCAAUACUCAAAAGCAAUGUCUCAUUAUCUCCUUACAUGUGUGAGUAUUGAAUUGAAAGAACUGGAUCAGUGAAAGCAAUAUGUCUAAUAGCUUAACUAGUUUUGUAUCCAUAGUUUAACUGGUAAAUGUCAUUUUCAAGUGUUAUGAAGUUUUUGAUCAUGAGGGAAAGCAAUCAGAACUAUUUGGAUGCAGCCAUUGCUUCAAGUAUACUGAGCAGUUAAAUAUGCAAUCUGUAAGCCUCCCGUGUGGCGCAGCGCCAGCUGUGCCUUCAGAGACUCUGGAUUCGCGCCCAGGCUCUGUCGUAACCGGCCGCAACCGGGAGGUCCGUGGGACGACGCACAAUUGGCCUAGCGUCGUCCGGGUUAGGGAGGGCUUGGCCGGUAGGGAUGUCCUUGUCUCAUCGCGCACCAAUGACUCCUGUGGCGGGACGGGCGCAGUGCGCGCUAACCAAGGAUGCCAGGUGCACGGUGUCCUCCGACACAUUGGUGCGGCUGGCUUCCGGGUUGGAUGCGCGCUGUGUUAAGAAGCAGUGCGGCUUGGUUGGGUUGUGUAUCGGAGGACGCAUGACUUUCAACCGUUGUCUGUCCCGAGCCCGUACGGGAGUUGUAGCGAUGAGACAAGAUAGUAGCUACUAAAAACAAUUGGAUACCACGAAAUUGGGGAGAAAAAGGGGUAAAAAAAUAAAAAUUAAUAUGCAAUCUGUAAGAUGAUAUCUAUAGUGUACAUGGAAUUAUAUUAGAACCUGUAGCCUAAAUCAAGGAGCGGCCCGUCAUAUUCCAAGGUGCAUUUCAUGAGAUUUGCACAUACAAGUAGCACUGUAUUUCUAUGAUACAAUUUGUAGUGGUCAAGGAAUGACAUUCCAUGAGAGCAACAUUACUUUGCUUCACAUUUUACAUUAUAUGCGAUUUUGUUAAACAAUAGAAUUAAGUAAAAUAUCCUUCAUUUUGGGGUUAUCAAGAGGUCUGUUUCUGCUGCAUUAGUUUUAAUUACCAAUGACCAUCAGGCCAUAUGACAGAUUGCUUUUUUUAAGGCAAGUUGGGAGCAACAUUCUAACACCUGCAUGCCUACAAAGGCCUGGAAUGCAUAUCACUGACUGGUUUAUUAGGUUCUAUAGUAACGUGAGUUGUAUCCCCCUACUUUGAAAAUGCAUUCAAACAUAUACCUUUGAUAUGCAUGUACUUCAAAGUAAUGUGUGGUUGCUGUGAAGGAGAAAAGUGUGCUCAUGACUAGCAUGGAUGUUUAACUUUUGCACAUUUGUAAAUGGGAAUGGUAGAGAGAGUUAUAUUAUAUCAAGCCUAUCCUUUUGAAUGAAAAUGGUACAUAAAUUGUCAGGAAUCCUACUAUUUUUAAAGUUGCAUGCAAUAUGUUAAAGUUGCAUGCAAUAUGUAACUUGAAAGCAAGUCUAAGAAGCGGUAGAUCUGUUCUGUGCUCUAUUUCUAUGCUUCCCGUUACUUUCGGUUUUCUUCACCAGCUGAAAAUACAAUAUUUUUUAGAUUGACAAAUUAUUUUCUACACUAUACAUUGCUUGUUUAUUCACAACUUGAAAUUGGCGAACUAUUAGAAUUUUUGUAAUCAGGAAAUGAUGACGUGAUUUAUGCAUGUUGCACCUUCAGUGGAGGUGUCAAAAUACCCAUAAAACCUACCGGUCAAACAGGGAAAUGUU
Oncorhynchus tshawytscha (Chinook salmon) is the source of this 2978-nucleotide messenger RNA. RefSeq lists its product as uncharacterized. NCBI's taxonomy places the organism in Eukaryota, Metazoa, Chordata, Actinopteri, Salmoniformes, Salmonidae. The transcript is spliced from 2 exons. Bases 114 to 671 code for a protein of 185 amino acids. The record is from RefSeq and is a predicted model, not a curated record. Gene Ontology annotation, cellular component: intracellular membrane-bounded organelle.